Neoarius graeffei (lesser salmon catfish) is the source of this 899-nucleotide messenger RNA. It is a transcript of the gene gmfg, whose product is annotated as glia maturation factor, gamma. Bases 100 to 528 code for a protein of 142 amino acids. Gene Ontology annotation, molecular function: Arp2/3 complex binding; actin binding. The transcript has 7 exons. Gene Ontology annotation, biological process: actin filament debranching; negative regulation of Arp2/3 complex-mediated actin nucleation. Lineage: Eukaryota; Metazoa; Chordata; Actinopteri; Siluriformes; Ariidae. The record is from RefSeq and is a predicted model, not a curated record. Gene Ontology annotation, cellular component: actin cortical patch.
GGCCACGCCCUCCCUGUACUGCGAGGAUGUCAGCAGCAUCCUGUCACACGGCUGCUGUUGAAGGAGGAAGUGUGUUAGUCCAGGACGCCCUCUGCAACCAUGUCAAGCUCUCUGGUCGUGUGUGAUGUUGAUCCGAGCCUGACGGAGAAACUGAAGAAGUUUCGCUUUCGGAAGGAGACCACCAACGCUGCCAUACUGAUGAAAAUUGAUAUGGCGAAACAGCUGAUCAUAUUAGAAGAGGAAUAUGAGGACAUUUCUCUGGACAAUCUGAGAGAAGAGCUUCCUGAGCGCCAGCCUCGAUACAUAGUGUACAGCUACAAGCUGACGCACUCUGACGGCAGAGUGUCCUACCCACUGUGUUUCAUUUUCUCCAGUCCUGUCGGCUGUAAGCCGGAGCAGCAAAUGAUGUAUGCCGGCAGUAAAAACAGACUCGUCCAAUCUGCUGACCUCACCAAGGUUUUCGAAGUCCGGAAUGCAGACGAUCUCUCUGAGGAGUGGCUGAAAGAGAAAUUAUCCUUCUUUCGCUGAAAUAUCAUGCCGCCCAUCAGGAUCAGUGCUCCGCCCAUCUGUAUACUGAAGAUCAUUAGCGGGGAAGAAACUUGCAUCUGAUCUCAGAUCAGCGGAGAAAAGGCAUCACGUGUUCACUUUCUGAUUUUUUUUUUUGAGUUGAAAUUUGUUGAAUAAAGUGAAGCGCAGGUGAACACAGUACUAGAUCUGAUUAAAGUUCCAGCUAAAAAAAAAAAAAGUUAAUUUUUUUAAAUCACACAGCUUUGAAGUAUUUUUCUGUUCAUGUUUUUUUUUUUAAAGAUAUACUGAUUUUUAAAUAUGUAUUUAAUUUCAUUAUUGUUUUACAGCAGAAAAAAGAUGGUAUUGAAAUAAAUAUAACAAAUAAAUAUUAA